Crotalus tigris (Tiger rattlesnake) is the source of this 6979-nucleotide messenger RNA. It is a transcript of the gene ATP2B1, whose product is annotated as ATPase plasma membrane Ca2+ transporting 1. Gene Ontology annotation, molecular function: ATP binding; PDZ domain binding; P-type calcium transporter activity. The record is from RefSeq and is a predicted model, not a curated record. Gene Ontology annotation, cellular component: membrane; intracellular membrane-bounded organelle. NCBI's taxonomy places the organism in Eukaryota, Metazoa, Chordata, Lepidosauria, Squamata, Viperidae. Gene Ontology annotation, biological process: regulation of cytosolic calcium ion concentration; calcium ion transmembrane transport.
AGACCCGACUUAGCCGCCGGCUCCUUCCUUGGGAGAGUGGCCUGGAGAGGAAGGCGGGCACAGCUGCUCUGCUUGCACGCGUGCUUGCCUACCGCCGACUAACGAGGGCGAGGUGCUGCCAGGGUGUUAGUGCCGAGGGCGGGGCGAGCUCCCUCCUCCGCUGCUGCUGUUGCUGCCGCCGCCGCCGCCUCGGCCGCUUGCCGCCUCCUUUCCUGGUCGCGGGCUGGCUCGGUGGUGGUGGUGGCGGCGGCAGCUUGCGCGUUCAGGGCUGGAUUGGGGGAUCUUGCGUGGUAGCUUUUCAGAUAAACAAUGAAGCUAGAAAACUGACAGUAUCUGCACUCUACCCAUUGCUUGACUCAAUAACCUUUUGAGUCUAAGGGAACAAGCUGAUUCAUUUGAAUCUAAGACUGAAGAGGCAAAGGGACUGAUAGUAUUUACCUUUCGCUAGAAGUGGAAUGAAGGAACAGACAAUGGGAAUACGCUCAAGAUAACACUCCUGGACAAGGUGUCUUAUGGCUAUUUUGAGUUGAUUUAUAUCUGUAUCUUUUAUGGUUUUUACAUACAAAGGAUUUAUUUUUCUUUUGGAUAUACUCAAAAUACAAAAUUGUUUCUUGUUGGAAACUUUUUACUUUUGAAAACUAUACACCAUGGGAGACAUGGCCAACAACUCAGUGGCAUAUGGUGGUGUAAAAUAUGCUAUAAAAGAUUCUAAUCAUGGAGAUUUUGGUAUUACACUUGAAGAGCUUCGUACACUUAUGGAACUGCGAGCUGCUGAUGCUUCGCAUAAAAUACAAGAAUGCUAUGGAGAUGUAUAUGGAAUCUGUACAAGAUUGAAAACUUCUCCUAAUGAAGGCUUAAGUGGAAAUCCAGCAGAUAUAGAGAGGAGAGCAGCUGUAUUUGGGAAGAAUUUUAUACCUCCUAAAAAGCCAAAAACAUUUCUUCAGUUAGUAUGGGAAGCACUACAGGAUGUUACGUUAAUAAUUUUAGAAAUUGCAGCCAUAAUAUCAUUGGGCCUUUCUUUUUACCAACCUCCAGGAGGAAACGAUGCAUUAUGUGGAACAGUAUCAGUUGGAGAAGAAGAAGAAGAAGGUGAAACAGGAUGGAUUGAAGGAGCUGCAAUCCUCCUGUCUGUCGUUUGUGUGGUAUUAGUGACAGCUUUUAAUGACUGGAGUAAAGAGAAGCAGUUCAGGGGAUUACAAAGCCGCAUUGAACAAGAACAGAAGUUUACUGUCAUCAGGGGUGGCCAAGUUAUCCAGAUACCUGUAGCUGACAUAGUUGUUGGUGACAUUGCACAAGUAAAAUAUGGUGACCUUUUACCAGCUGAUGGUGUACUUAUACAAGGCAAUGACCUCAAAAUUGAUGAAAGCUCGCUCACUGGAGAAUCUGAUCUUGUUAAGAAAGUGUUGGAUCGAGACCUUAUGAUGCUCUCAGGUACACAUGUUAUGGAAGGUUCUGGAAGAAUGGUAGUUACUGCUGUAGGGGUAAACUCACAAACUGGAAUUAUCUUUACUUUACUUGGUGCUGGAGGGGAAGAUGAAGAAGAAAAAAAGGAAAAAGAGAAAAAGGACAAGAAAAGUAAAAAACAAGAUGGUGCUAUUGAAAAUCGUAACAAAGCAAAAGCUCAGGAUGGUGCAGCUAUGGAAAUGCAACCUUUGAAGAGUGAAGAUGGUAUAGAUGGAGAUGACAAAAAAAGAAAUAAUAUGCCUAAGAAAGAGAAAUCAGUUCUACAGGGGAAACUCACAAAGCUAGCAGUUCAGAUUGGCAAAGCAGGGUUGCUGAUGUCUGCUGUCACAGUCAUCAUUCUUGUAUUAUAUUUUGUAAUUGAUACCUUCUGGAUCCAGAAGCGUCCUUGGCUUGCAGAAUGUACACCAAUAUAUAUUCAGUAUUUUGUGAAAUUCUUCAUCAUUGGUGUUACUGUUUUGGUUGUGGCUGUUCCAGAGGGUCUUCCACUUGCAGUAACUAUUUCUCUGGCUUACUCUGUAAAGAAAAUGAUGAAAGAUAACAAUUUGGUCAGACAUCUGGAUGCUUGUGAAACAAUGGGAAAUGCAACAGCCAUUUGCUCAGAUAAAACAGGAACCCUGACAAUGAACAGAAUGACAGUGGUCCAGGCAUAUAUCUCUGAAAAGCAUUAUAAAAAAAUUCCUGAAGUGCAAGCUAUUCCUGAUAAAACCUUAUCAUAUCUUGUAACAGGAAUCUCUGUUAAUUCUGCUUAUACUUCCAAAAUCUUGCCUCCUGAAAAAGAAGGUGGCCUUCCUCGCCAUGUUGGUAAUAAAACUGAAUGUGCCUUGCUGGGAUUCCUUCUGGAUUUAAAACGAGAUUACCAGGAAGUUAGAAAUGAAAUACCAGAAGAAGCACUCUAUAAAGUCUACACCUUCAACUCUGUUAGGAAAUCUAUGAGUACUGUGUUAAAGAACUCUGAUGGCAGUUUCCGGAUCUUCAGCAAGGGUGCUUCAGAGAUAGUACUUAAAAAGUGUUUCAAGAUACUAAGUGCUAAUGGUGAACCAAAAGUAUUCAGACCAAGAGACCGUGAUGAUAUUGUAAAAACUGUUAUAGAACCUAUGGCAUCAGAGGGACUCAGAACUAUAUGUCUAGCAUUCCGAGACUUCCCAGCUGGAGAACCUGAACCAGAAUGGGAUAAUGAAAAUGAUAUUGUCACUGGUCUUACAUGUAUUGCUGUUGUAGGCAUUGAAGAUCCUGUGAGACCUGAGGUACCAGAUGCAAUUAAGAAAUGCCAGCGUGCUGGUAUAACUGUCCGUAUGGUUACUGGUGACAAUAUUAACACUGCUCGUGCUAUUGCGUUAAAAUGUGGAAUUUUGCAUCCUGGUGAAGACUUCUUAUGCCUGGAAGGCAAAGAAUUCAAUAGACGAAUACGUAAUGAAAAAGGAGAGAUAGAACAGGAGCGAAUAGACAAAAUUUGGCCCAAACUUCGGGUACUUGCAAGGUCUUCUCCCACUGACAAACAUACACUGGUGAAAGGAAUAAUAGAUAGCACAGUUUCAGAACAAAGGCAGGUUGUAGCAGUGACUGGUGAUGGAACCAAUGAUGGCCCAGCAUUAAAAAAAGCAGAUGUUGGCUUUGCUAUGGGCAUUGCUGGAACUGAUGUAGCUAAAGAAGCUUCUGAUAUUAUUCUUACAGAUGACAACUUCUCAAGCAUUGUUAAAGCAGUUAUGUGGGGGCGAAAUGUGUAUGAUAGUAUCUCCAAAUUCCUUCAGUUCCAGCUUACUGUUAAUGUAGUAGCUGUAAUUGUUGCUUUCACAGGAGCAUGUAUUACACAAGAUUCUCCACUUAAAGCUGUUCAGAUGUUAUUAAAUCUCAUAAUGGAUACCCUGGCUUCACUUGCUUUGGCAACAGAACCCCCCACAGAAGCACUUUUGCUGAGAAAACCUUAUGGUAGAAAUAAACCUCUCAUCUCACGGACCAUGAUGAAGAAUAUUCUGGGCCAUGCUUUCUAUCAGCUUGUGGUUGUCUUCACACUGUUGUUUGCUGGUGAAAAAAUCUUUGAUAUUGAUAGUGGAAGAAAUGCACCUCUUCAUGCUCCUCCUUCAGAGCACUACACAAUUGUGUUUAAUACAUUUGUGAUGAUGCAGCUAUUUAAUGAAAUAAAUGCCCGAAAAAUUCAUGGUGAAAGGAAUGUAUUUGAAGGAAUUUUCAAUAAUGCUAUAUUCUGUACUAUAGUUCUUGGAACAUUUAUUGUACAGAUAGUUAUUGUACAGUUUGGUGGGAAGCCUUUCAGUUGCUCUGAGCUUACAGUAGAACAGUGGUUGUGGUCAAUUUUUCUAGGAAUGGGAACACUUCUUUGGGGCCAGUUGAUAUCAAGUAUUCCAACCAGUCAUUUGAAAUUCCUUAAAGAAGCUGGCCAUGGAACACAAAAGGAAGAGAUUCCUGAAGAAGAGUUAGCAGAAGAUGUGGAAGAAAUUGAUCAUGCUGAAAGAGAGCUAAGGCGUGGUCAGAUCUUAUGGUUUAGGGGUCUAAACAGGAUACAAACUCAGAUCCGAGUGGUGAAUGCAUUUCGUAGUUCCUUAUAUGAAGGAUUGGAAAAACCUGAAUCCCGAAGUUCAAUCCACAAUUUUAUGACUCAUCCUGAGUUUAGAAUAGAAGAUUCUGAAACUCAUAUUCCACUUAUUGAUGAUACUGAUGCUGAAGAUGAUGCUCCAACAAAACGCAACUCAACUCCUCUUCCACCGUCACCCAACAAAAAUAACAAUGCGGUUAAUAGUGGAAUUCAUCUUACGACAGACUUGAGUAAGUCUGCUACCUCUUCAUCCGCAGGGAGCCCACUGCAUAGUUUGGAAACAUCACUCUGAUUGUAUGCUGAAUGUUAACACACUAGCUGCAUUUAAAGAAACACACUGAAACUGGGCUUUUUCCCUCAUUAUGAUGGACAAGAUGGUAUUCUUGUCUCGGACUUCAACAAGAAGAUAAAAUCGUACGAAUGUAGAUUUAUUUUUUUAAAAAGAAGCUUUCUGCCAGACUUCAGGGUGCUUUUCUGGGGAGGGGAAAGUGGGAGUAAUAAUGAACUCUGACAGAUAAACAGUAACUUGCUUAUGUGUCCUGUGGAUCAUUAGCUGUACUUAAGAAUGGCCCAUAAGAAUGUCUUACCAGAACUUAUGUUCUUAAUUCCUUUGAGGAGAGGGCUGGAUUGGGCAGAAGAGCCCAGGAUCACCAAAUUUAUAAUUUUCAUUUCUGCUGUUGGCUGUUAAUAAUUAUUUAUGUUUAUAAAUAAUGCAGAUCUGUUUACAAGGUUUGUAGAUACUUUUUUGUUCCUGUUCAGAGAUGGGAAGUUUCCUUAUAAAUGAUGUAGAAAAAAUUAGUCCAUCAAAUACUGCUGUAUUUUCAGGAAAGGGUGUUUCUAUUGAAACUGUACUAAAAUUUUGCCUGCAAUUUACUUUGUUAAAUAUUGUAGAUAAAAUUGCUACUACUAAUAGCCAAAUAGAUAACACUAAUGCUUUGUAAAAACAUGAGCAAUGGUGUUCUAAUGAAGUUAUGGCCUCUGUCCUAAUUAGUUUCUUAAACAUUUACUAUUUAAUGGUUUUGAAACAAUUGUAAAAAAUUUAAAAAUUCAGAACUUGCUGAACAUGUUCAGAAUUUAAUAGAGGAUUGUUUAAUGCAGGACCUAUGAUGGAACUUGCUUGAAAUACUUCUGUUAUCUCAGGCAAAAUGGAUUAAAUCAAAAUACAUCAGAAUCUUAGUCCUUUUUGUUUUUGUCUAGAAACAGUAGCUUGGUGAACUGUGAGUGGAGCUGUUUAUUUUUCUGACCUAAAUAUCUUUAUAGCAUGAAGGCUAUUGGUAUUUGGAAAGUUAUGAAUAGUUACCAUACACUGCUUUCAAAUUCAUUUGAGUUAAAAUAAAUCACCCCUUUUGAUAAAAUAAAUAUGCGGCAAUGUUUUUUACAGAAUCCAGCAUUUUUACAAAUAUUAGGUUUUGGUGGCUUCACUAGAUGCUAAAGAACAAAAACUGUGGACUGUUUCUGAUUUUAUGCAGAAGAGGUGCUCUGGAAUACAUGGAAGUAUGAAUACAACAUCUAUCUGUAACACUUUAAAGCUGCCAUGCAGUCCAAGAAAAAAAAAGUUGUAGAUAGAUUUUCUUUGCAUUCCUGCAUGUUCCAAAACCCUUAUUGCUGAUCUGAUCUGAAGCACUGCACAGUCCAAUCCUCAUUCACAAGAGUGAGAGAGAGAAAUAAAUCACCAUAGAAACUUUUUCCACUCUAAAAGAAAAUAUGAAUAAAAGUAUGUUCUCUUGUAUGCCUAUCUUUGACAAUUUGUUUUUCUUAACCAAUAAUAGAAAGUGUCCAUUUUUCUUUUUGUGUUUAUUAUCACAAAUUUAAUUUUGUGUUAAAAUUAUUAUCUAAUUUUAAUUUUUGAUUUCUAAUGAUUUGGGAUAUAUAUUUUUUUCUUUUUGCCAAUAUAGCCCAUAGAGUAAGGAUAAAUAACUUACUGAAAAUAUAGGGCAGGUAAGCAGAAACAAGAUCCUCUGUGAUAAUAUCUUAUAUUUUCUCAAUCAUGACAGAAUAAUUUUCUACUCUUCAGAAUGAUCUACUUAUAAUUUUUUUGCAAAGAGAUGUAUAUUCCUCAUAAGAGAACCUGGAAUAUGUCUGCUGCUAAACCAGACAUUAACUUGUCAGGGAACUGAGCUAACAAAGGAAGAAGAGAAUGAAUGCAUCUUAAAUUUAGUAUAUAGUAUUUAAGCACCUCAAGAAUAUGAUAGUCACAUCUGUGAGCAUUAGCUUGUCUUCUGGGGAAGCAAUUUGAAACCCAUGUAAUAUUACAGCUAGAUUUUAUAAUUCAGUUUUCAAGUAAAAUAUACAGGGAUUUGAUAAUGGUUAAUUGUCCUUUCAUUGGACACUAUAUCCAUCCAUAAGAUUUUGCAUAUUGUAUCCAAUUAUCAAUCAUUCAUUUUCUAGUUGGUUUGUCCUUUAUCAUAUUUAGAGAAGAUACUAUUUAUGCUGAUUCUUUAUACAGUAAUUAUUUUCAGAUUCUUAUUUUGUAAGUGGGUAAGAAGUAUGGUUUGGAAAGGUAGUAUUUAUGUAACUGGGAGAAUGAUGUAACUGCAACACACAUUGAAGAAUGAGAUGUAAUUGUUCAAACUAUCUCAGCUGUGUAUGAUUCAUUAUAGUUGUCAUUUUUAAAACUUAUUUGGAAAGAUUUUCUUUUCUUUUAAUGGUAAUAAUCAUUAUUUGAAUGUCCAAACUCUAGAGUUAAUUCUACAGGUCAUACCUCAAGGAGAAAUUUAAUUUACUCACAAAUUAACUUUUUCAAUCCUGUUGACUGCAGUACAUUGAGUCUUAAUAGUAAGUGUAAUCUAAUACCAAGAAUAUUUGUUCUAUAAUUUUACUACUAUGAAAGCAACAUAAUUUCAUUAUUUAUUAAAGUAGUCAUUACUGUUUCUCAAUUACUGACCCCACAUUGCUUUUCCGGGUUGUAAGGCUUACUUUCAUUUUGCUUGAUGUAACUUAAAUAAAUAAAUAUGCUGUUUAUCUGUC